UCAUUAGUGGCCUAUAUAAGCCUCAUACAGGCCAUGGGAAGACAUUACCUGUUGAUAACACAGACUAUUUUCAUGAUCAUGGGAGGUGUGAGAGAAUUGCUGCUCGUUGUGAUGACUGUGGGGGUUGUCAAAGUUUCUUGUUACCCUGUUGGAAAGUCCCAGAAGCAAGAUCAAGUCUCUCUGCAGAGGAGACUUGGAGAGCUGUCAUCAAAUGACGUCUCCAUUGUGCAUGCCCUGGCCUUGCUCCGAUCCAUAGGGUCUGACGCGAAACAAACCAGAGAAGAGUAUUUAGAGACCAAUGAAGUAGAAUCCCAAGCUUCUCCAAACCAUGGUAGUUCUCCGGCAAAUGAUGCCCUGUCCUCUGAGGAGAAGCUGAGGCACAUGUCCUCUGACGACGCCACCUCUGAAGCUGCCACCGGCCCGUCCUCUGACGACGCCACCUCUGAAGCUGCCACCGGCCCGUCCUCUGACGACGCCACCUCUGAAGCUGCCACCGGCCCGUCCUCUGACGACGCCACCUCUGAAGCUGCCACCGGCCCGUCCUCUGACGACGCCACCUCUGAAGCUGCCACCGGCCCGUCCGGUGACGACGCCACCUCUGAAGCUGCCACCGGCCCGUCCGGUGACGACGCCACCUCUGAAGCUGCCACCGGCCCGUCCGGCGACGACGCCAUGGAUAUCUGACGUGGGACAUGCAAUAGUUAACGGGUACUCUAGUCCAGUGUGUAACUGCAUUUGCUUGUUUUGGCUCAAAUAAACAUUAACUGUAAUA
Molecule: messenger RNA, 772 nt
Organism: Oncorhynchus kisutch (coho salmon)
Lineage: Eukaryota; Metazoa; Chordata; Actinopteri; Salmoniformes; Salmonidae
Product: polysialoglycoprotein-like
Exons: 5
Coding region: 34-684 (216 amino acids)
Source: RefSeq, a predicted model, not a curated record